CAGAACCAUAAGAAAGAACCAAAACCCAAACAACACUGUCCGUGUGUGAAGAAGACCAAGGCCAUCUCUCUCUCUCUCUCUCUCUCUCUCUCUAAGCUCUCUCUUCUCCAACCAAGAAGCUCUCUUCUUAAUAAAACCCAAGAAAUCCAAACCCUCUCUCUCUCUCUCUUUCUGUCCCUCUACUCUAAACCUUCCCCCAUUUGAUUGGAAAGCCCAUUUCUUGGGCAGCGAUCAUUCACCCUUCCCUUCUUUCACUCCCUCCUACACUCCCCACGCGCGGCUGUACGACUCGCCUUUGGUUCCUCGAAUCAUUGCUUCCUCCCGUACAAAAAUGGAACUCCACGGCGGGAGCAAUGAAGGGUUGGUUUCGCAGCCCGAAACCGGCCUCGAAGAACCCCUGUGGCAGAUGGGGCUGGAUGGAGGUGGUGGAGGCGGGGAAUCGUACCCCGAGCGGCCGGAUGAAGCUGAUUGCAUUUACUAUCUAAGGACCGGGUUUUGCGGGUAUGGCGCCAGGUGUCGGUUCAACCAUCCCCGGGACCGCUCCAUGGUUAUAGGAGCUGCAAGAGCAGGUGCAGGCGACUUCCCAGAGCGUAUUGGGCAGCCAAUCUGUCAGUACUUUAUGAGGACGGGUAUGUGCAAGUUUGGUGCAUCCUGCAAGUACCACCACCCCAGGCAGGGAACUGGUUCUACGAGCCCUGUGCCCUUGAAUUACCAUGGUUACCCAUUAAGACCGGGAGAGAAGGAAUGCUCCUAUUAUGUGAAAACGGGAAAUUGUAAGUUCGGCAACACAUGUAAGUUCCACCAUCCUCAGCCAGCCGGCUUACAGGUUCCGGUGCCACCAGGGCCGCCAACUGUUCAGAUGGGCCCUCUGCCGACACCAGUUCCAACACCCGUUUUAUAUCCGUCCAUGCAGUCUCCUUCCGGUCCUGGGGCUGUAGUUGCAAGGACUUCUUUGCUGCCUCAGUAUGUUCCAGGCCCUUAUGGCCAUAUGCUACUCUCUCCAAGCAUGGUGCCCUUUCAUGGCUGGAGCCCUUAUCAGGUGCCUAUGAGUCCGGUACCUUCAUCUGCAGCUCAACCCACCUCAGGAUGUAGCCCACUUUACGGCAUAACACAGUUAUCCCCUUCGGCGCCUGCUUAUACAGGACCUUUUCAACCUUCACUUUCCUCUAUUACCCCUUUGAUCAAUACACAGAAGGAACAGUCGCUUCCUGAGAGACCGGGCCAACCUGAUUGCCAACAUUACUUGAAGACCGGAGACUGUAAGUUUGGGUCAUCCUGUAGAUACCAUCAUCCACCUGAUUUGAUGGUACCAAACACAAAUAUUAUUCUGAGCCCCACUGGCUUGCCUUUCCGUCCGGGUGCUGCCCAGUGCAGCCACUAUGCACAGUACGGGGAGUGCAAGUUCGGGCCCUCUUGCAAAUUUGAUCAUUCAAUGGGCCCCCAGAGUCACAGUCCAUCCGCAUCUUCCCUUGCCGUGUCUUAUUCAAGCGGCUCUUCUAGUGGCACAUUGGCCCCAUCCUCCUCCUCCCCCGAGCUGCGAGAUGAGCCUAGUUCUGCCCAAUCCAUCUCGCAAGAGCGCAACCAGAGUUCAGAAGCUUCAGCCUGAAGCAAUAGCAGGAGAAGACAUCAAAGCUCAAGCUAGCGCAAAUGGUCAAUAAGAUCGAUUUUUCUGCAAUCAACUUCUUUUGGGGGUGAGUCAUCAGAUAGGAAGUGUCACCGUUUGUUCUUAACUUGCCAGGGUUUGGUUCGGUCUGGUCCCAUGGGGGUUAAGAAACAGCGCCAUUUUUGGAGGCAUUCUGUUUAUAAAUAUUUAUAGAUACGGCCAUACCUUUUGCCUCUUUUGAAUAAGUGAUGGCCAGUCAUCUGUCAAAGUUAGCAAAGAAACCCAUUUUAGCCUUCCUCCUCCCAAUUCCACAUCCUUAGAUAUCUGAAUUGUUGAGAGCUUGUUUUGUUACGGGCUAGUAUUCCCCAACAUGGGAAAAGGCAAGACCUGAAGCAUUCAUCUGUUCACGACUAAAUCACUAGUAUCUGUGUGUUGUCUUUCUUCCGGGCUUCGAGCUCAACAAUUCAAGUGUCUUUCUCCUUUUUCUGGUAGAUUUACUUUGGAACAGAGGGAAUUUGAUUCAGACUCCGAGGAGGAUUUGUAGUUUGGAUUGAUUUUAUAUCAUGGGUUAUUGAAGAUGAAGAGGAUGUAAUGAUGGAUAUACUCCUUUUGAACUGUGUAUUCAAUAAUCUUUAUGGAAUACAAAAAUACGCGACGGAAUAUUGUCAAA
This is a messenger RNA of Punica granatum (pomegranate), 2273 nucleotides long. The record is from RefSeq and is a predicted model, not a curated record. Lineage: Eukaryota; Viridiplantae; Streptophyta; Magnoliopsida; Myrtales; Lythraceae.